AGCUGGAAGGUCAGCGUGGCGACCGCCAAAGUCGAGAUGGAAAAGGCUGGCAUCUCUCACCAGGGGAAGACAGGCUAUCCGCACCCCUAUCACAACCAUCAAAAGCUCAACUGGAGCGUGGCCACUUGCAAGAAGGCAAACAUUGACCUGCUCGAGUAUCCGGUCUUCUGGGAGCGUCAUGCAUCCAUUUACAACACAAAGAAGACGAAUCAGCAGGCCCAUUCACCGAUCCGCGUUGUGUACGCCAACGACGGCGGCGUGAUGGUGUACUGCGGUGUGAUGACCCAUGUGGAGGCGGAGCAGCUCGAAGAUAUGGGCGGGCAGGGGUCGUGGACCGGCAAAGAAGGGUUCAGGAUUUGUACUUGA
Molecule: messenger RNA, 366 nt
Organism: Aspergillus japonicus CBS 114.51
Lineage: Eukaryota; Fungi; Ascomycota; Eurotiomycetes; Eurotiales; Aspergillaceae
Exons: 1
Molecular function (GO): RNA nuclease activity; RNA binding
Source: RefSeq, a predicted model, not a curated record